GUGUUGUGCUGUUUCCUGGUAGUGAGGAAUUGCUUUCACUUGUUCUCACACGCUUAGACGCGUUCAGAUCGUGGGUACAGGACACCGUGUUCUUUGACAGCUUUGACAGCUAUCGAGGCCCUUAUAAGCACCGCAACUCCACUUUCAAACAUACUUUAAUCUACGCUCUCUGCGUUGUCACCGACUGCCCUUAAAAAAGCCAGUAGCUUUCGCUGACAAGCAGCUCGCGCACUAUCAUUUACGAUUAAUACAGGCUUCCUGUACGACCACAUUCCGCCUCUAGACCGGCUACAUCACACCUUGCCAUCAUGGCAGACGCCAAGCCCACACUCGUCGCGCAGAUCCUCCAGCGCCUCGCCUACGAGUUCGCAGAGGCGCGACCCAUGCUGCCGACAUACUUCCAUCUAAUCUCCUCCGCCCUUUUUCCCAUCUAUACCGGCGCGCACGCCUCGCUCUCCCGUCCGUCCACAGCCGCGAAACCCACAAAGAAGAAGCGCAAGGCUCUGCACCGCAAGGGCUCAGAUACUGAAGAUGAUGACGAGUCCAGUGAUGAUGAUGAGGACGAGGAGCAGCACAACAUGGAGGGUUUGUCUCCGAAAGACGCCAUCCUGAUGCCUCUGUUCGCAGGCAUUGCACUGUCUGGGCUGUACUUCCUUCUUAAGUGGAUGAACGACCCUACAUUGCUGAACAAGAUCCUCAACGCCUACUUCGCUAUAUUCGGCGUCUUCUCUGUAUCGAAGCUCGUCACCGACGUCUUGGACAUUGGGCACUCGAUCAUCUUUCCACGACGACAUGUCAUUGACGGUACGUUGUACCAUGUCAACGGCAAGGAGGAGAAAGCCAUACCAGUCGUAGGCAAUAUCAAAGGCAAGCAGCUGCUCAGUACGCCUUUACCCGGCUUCUUGGCGAGCACACCGCUAAACGAGAGUCUGAGGAAGAUAGUGUGGAACGAUCGCGCCAUGCCGGCGAACAAAUGGUCUCUGAAGCUGUACUUGCACCGCGCACUCGCCGCCAAGUUCAAGAUUGGAGCGCAUGGAAUUGUAGGCGCACUCACAGGACUGGGUGUUGUGGCAUACUUCAACUUCAUUGACAAGCCGUGGUAUCUCACGAACUUGCUUGGUUUCGGUUUCUCGUAUGGUGCACUGCAGCUCAUGAGCCCGACAACGUUCGCCACAGGAAGUCUGAUUCUAGGAGCAUUGUUCUUCUACGAUAUCUACUUCGUCUUCUACACGCCUAUGAUGGUGACCGUAGCAAAGUCUCUUGACGUCCCUAUCAAGCUCAUGUUUCCUCGUCCCGGUGACCCGAAAGAUCCCACCUCAGCCCCUUCCCAUGCCAUGCUAGGACUCGGCGACGUUGUCCUCCCUGGCAUCGUCAUCGGCCUUGCAUUGCGCUUCGACCUGUACCUCUUCUAUCUCCGCCGUCAGAAACGCGUACCCGCUGCAUCAGCAGAGGGCGCUGAGGCCAUUGAGAAGGCGGAAUACUUUCCGCUCGCAGGACGCUGGAGCGAUCAUUUCUGGACACAUUCGCUGACCGGACAGCCGCUGUGGGUAAAGGACGAUAACAAGCCAGAAGCACCAUUCACGUUUCCCAAGACAUACUUCAAGGCCAGUCUGGUCGGGUACGUACUAGGCUUGCUGGCUACACUGGGCGUCAUGAUAAUCUGGGAUCACGCGCAACCUGCGCUUCUGUACCUUGUGCCUGGUGUGCUGGGCAGUGUCUGGCUCACUGCAGCUGUCAGGGGCGAGCUGAGCCUGAUUUGGAACUACACAGAGGCUAUUGAGGAAAAGGAGGAUCGGAAGACGGGCAAGGACGACAAGGCUGUCAACGGCACCAAGACGGAGGGAAGUAAGCGUGUCACACGAUCGCAGAGCAAGGCCACCAAGGACAUUUCAGGGGACGGCGAGAGUGAUGAUGAGUCUAGUCGUCCUCGCCGAAGCAUGCGCGGAAGACCAGAGCGCGAGAUUUUCUCGUUCACCAUUGAGGCUCCGUCAAGCAUGAAGAAGAGCAAGGCAAACAAGAAGCACGCGAGAUCUUCCCCAGCUGACGAAAUCAAGACUGUAGCAAACAACAAUACACCAGGUCGGAGCACAGCUGUGGAGACAGGUGCUGAACCGUCCGGCAAGAGGCAGAGAUUGAGGUGAGCAGUCGACGGUAAGGAGCAGAACACGUUCACAUGCAAUGCAUAGCGAUGGCGUCCCUGCAUCGCGGCUCAGGAGCCGCUGCGUUUUUGAUUCUGAUCAGAAGUCAUCAAUGAUAUGC
This is a messenger RNA of Macroventuria anomochaeta, 2259 nucleotides long. RefSeq lists its product as uncharacterized. Lineage: Eukaryota; Fungi; Ascomycota; Dothideomycetes; Pleosporales; Didymellaceae. Gene Ontology annotation, biological process: membrane protein proteolysis. Gene Ontology annotation, molecular function: aspartic endopeptidase activity, intramembrane cleaving. The record is from RefSeq and is a predicted model, not a curated record. The coding region runs from base 309 to 2141 and encodes 610 amino acids. The transcript has 2 exons. Gene Ontology annotation, cellular component: lumenal side of endoplasmic reticulum membrane; membrane; cytoplasmic side of endoplasmic reticulum membrane.